GGAAAGACUCCAUCACUAAAAGCCUUUUUUUUAGAACGUUAACGAGAGCAGCAAUGGACCACGCAAAUAGAUUUUUUGUAGGUUUUCUGAUUUGCUUCGGUUUGUUUAACCACUCGCAUUCCACGGAAGACGACAUUUAUGCGAAGGUUGUGAACCUGUUGUCCCCAGGAGAAGACUACCUUUGUGAAAAUGCAGUUCGCUCCUUUUUCAUGCUCCUGGAGAAACGUGUGCAGUGCGCCGAUGUGUCGUGUGAAAAGUGCCAGUUAGAGAAGAGCAUAGGACAGCUGGUCAACAACUACUCCAGCUCCAGUGGUCUGCAGGUGGAUGGCUUCUUCAGGCUGGCUGCUGCGUAUUGCUUGUUCCUCAGCUCUGCCUCCAGCACAUGCACAGCCAUUCAGGAGGGUCGCUGGGCACAAGAGACAGAUCGCUUCAUCCAGUCAUUCAACAUCCAUGGUGACCAGGGAAGCAACCACGACCAUGGGGUCGGCAUGGAAACAGAGCGCUUGGAGAAACUUCUACAUGACGUGGAACAGUAUUAUAUCCCUGAAGGGCACAGUCUGCCUUGCCUCUCCCUCUCUGACAUCGUUAAAGAGAGUCAACUGACACGGACCGAUGAAGGCCAUCACACAGACUUGGACGCAGUGCUUGCCGUUAUAGUCUACCAUGCCUUACUUGGAGACUGCAUGGCUGCACGCACCCUCCCAGGAGAGGAUUUCUUCAUGGAUUACAUAUUCAGCCACUUCGGCACAGUCAACAUCACCGUACAAGAUCUAAACAGUCUGAUGCAGGCACUGAACCUGGGACAGACGGAAGAGAACAGCGUGGACGCACAUGACCAUGACCAUGACCAUGACCAUGACCAUGACCACGACCACGACCACGAGGCCCAGCACGAGGACACGCGGCGGCUCCCGCGCGGUACACACACUCACGAGGAGACUUCUGCCAGUAGCUGGGACACGGCCUGUUUCAGUGCCGAGGAUUUGUUGAGGAUCUACCACAUGAACGACACAGGACUGAGCAGAGAUCAAUUCACACGGCUCAGCCCUGCCUUGAUCCAGCAACUCCUCAGUAAAGCCUGUGCUGAGACCAGUCCCACUACAGUGCCCUCCGUUGACUCACUCAGCACCACUGAGCAAUACAUGUACGCCACCCUGGCCAACGCGCUGAUCUGUCUGACGGCCAUGCUCGGCAUCGUGGUCCUGCUGUGCAGCUCAUACAGUGGCCCCUUCGAGCUCUCCAUCCAGUUCUGCAUCAGCCUGGCUGUGGGCUCGUUGACCGGCGAUGCUCUGCUCCACCUCCUGCCCACGUUCUUGGGCCUCCAUGUGCAUGGGGACAGUCAAAGUGACGGACAUGGCCAUUCAGAGGAAAACUCUGAUUACACGUUCAAACUGCUGGUGCUUCUGGGUGGCAUCUAUUCCUUCUACCUGAUGGAGGCCAUUUUUUCCAUCAUCACUCGCAACGGCAGCCAGUCUCCUCAUCAUGGAGAAGAUGCAGACCCACACCACUGUGACCAUGGCAGGGUCCUGCAGAUGUGCCAGAGAGAGAGGAAGAACAAGCUCUCCACCUCACAAGCAGACCUGGUUGAUGGGGAAAACCAUGUUAAGCCCUCCCCAGAAGCAGCCCCCUGCACAAGAGAACAGCGGCUGCUUCCCUACAUGAUCACCAUCGGCGACGGCAUUCACAACUUCGCUGACGGCCUGGCGAUUGGCGCCGCCUUCUCUGUGUCCUGGCGCUCAGGCCUGGCCACAUCAUUGGCAGUGCUGUGCCAUGAGCUGCCCCAUGAGCUAGGAGAUUUUGCCGUGCUCCUGCACUGUGGCAUGUCGGUGAAGAAGGCCCUGCUGUUAAACGUUGGCAGUGCCCUGACCUCCUUCAUCGGCCUCUACAUUGCCCUCUCCGUCUCCACGGACACGGCGGCCAAGGAGUGGAUCGCGGCGGUCACCACAGGCCUCUUCCUCUACGUGGGGCUUGCCGACAUGCUUCCCUCCAUGGUCCACGUGGACGCUAAUAGGCCGUGGCUGAUCUUCGCUCUUCAGAACUUGGGGCUGCUCACCGGCUGGGGUAUUAUGCUGCUUCUCUCCUUCUUCGAGGACAAGAUGGGUGUGUAGAGACAGCGUCGCAUUCCCCUGCUGGAUGGGCACCUUCACAUGCGUCCUGCUUCUGUCCUUCCCAUUUUAAGAGAGCAUGUUGUUAUUGAACCAGAGUGGCGCACACAAGACGAUAUGCAGUGUCAGAGAUGUGGUGGGGAAACUGGCAGCGUGACAGGAAGCCUGAAUGCACAUUAUUAGUUGUUUUUGUCAUGGACAAAUGAAUGCGAACACUGUUUUUGACAUGCCUGUGAAUCAAAACUGAACUGACCUUCCAUCAAAGUUCAACAGUUUUAUAUGUGUGUGUGUCCAGUGAUGGUGGGUGCUCUGUCCUGGUCUUAACCUCUUUACCUGCACGCCAUGCACUCCCCCAGGGGCUGUGGUUUGCAAUUGAAAGUAUAUUGUGUGCAAAAUUGGCUGCUGCUUUUCUGUCAGUGAUUUUGAACAUUCAAAUGAUCAGCUCCUACGCAGGAAAGGCGUAGUCAGUUAAUGUGCACGUCCGUGCGUGUUAUGGUACGAUUCUGCCACUGAAGUGAUGUGUAACCCCGUUUAAUGUCUCGUAUAUUCUAUAUUUAAUGGGAGGGGACAUGAACGUACAUAUGCCCUUCGGAUUAGCAGCAGCGUGUCAGAGUGAUAUGUAAUAAAGUAAUGAGGUCACGCUGCCCUAUACAGCAGUGAUAAGUUCGACAGACUGUCAGAGUCCACUGGUUCAAAGUACUUUCAGAACUUGCUCUUUGUCUUACAGAAACUUUAACUAGAGACUAAAAUUAAUAUGCUUUCUGUCUUCUGUACAGAUGAAGUGAGGCUGUAAUGCAAAGUUGAUUUACUACAGUUAAUUCUGCUUUACUUUCUUGUUUGUUUUUUCAACAAUA
This is a messenger RNA of Electrophorus electricus (electric eel), 2959 nucleotides long. RefSeq names its product solute carrier family 39 member 4 (gene slc39a4). Gene Ontology annotation, biological process: intracellular monoatomic cation homeostasis; zinc ion import across plasma membrane. Gene Ontology annotation, molecular function: monoatomic cation:bicarbonate symporter activity; zinc ion transmembrane transporter activity. Gene Ontology annotation, cellular component: plasma membrane. The record is from RefSeq and is a predicted model, not a curated record. Lineage: Eukaryota; Metazoa; Chordata; Actinopteri; Gymnotiformes; Gymnotidae.